Molecule: messenger RNA, 633 nt
Organism: Penicillium brevicompactum
Lineage: Eukaryota; Fungi; Ascomycota; Eurotiomycetes; Eurotiales; Aspergillaceae
Exons: 1
Coding region: 1-633 (210 amino acids)
Source: RefSeq, a predicted model, not a curated record
AUGGCAUCUCAUGGAUGGGGUUUUCACGAUGAUUCGGACCGCUUCUCGGAUCACCCCUACGAGCUGGAGCCGCGCUCCCCUGGUGGACAAGCAGCUUCCGAUUCCCUAGACUUCCUUUCAGAGUCUUACUCUCUCUCUUCGAAUUCCCGCGGCCAACAGCGUGAUUCAAUCAUGUGUACAACCUCAGAUCACCGGUUCACUGAUAAUGAAUCAAGUCUUUCUGUGCAACACCGCACACGAGUCUCGUCUUCUCAAUCCGGCCACAACUCGCUGGUCCUUUCGCGUCCCACUGAAGACCGACGCCGCUGCACCCAACGCACUCGCCUCUCCGGUCGUCUACAAGGGCAGUCAGCCAAUAGGUCAGGGGAGCGAACCACAAGGAUACAGUCCACAAGGAUCGGCCGUGCCCGACGCUCUCAGCGCAAUCGCCGUGCUCGUACUACCCAAGCAUCUGCUGCUACACGGGCCGAACGAAAUGCCAUCACCCUCUCCCGGCUUCAGAUGAGACGGGCUGAUUUGCUGGCUGAGAUACGUUCACUACGUCAGGAUCUCGAGGAGGUGAAUUCUGCACUCCGCGCUGCUUCGGAAGAGGACUCGGAAGACAGUUCAAUUUCUUCAGGGGACGAAUAUUGA